UUAGUGUACACACUCUUCAAUUUUGCUCUGUUCUUCUCUCAGAUUGAUUGAUUAUAUACAUAUAUAGAUAUAUAUACAGAGAGAGAGAGAGAGAUUGGGAGAACAAAACGAGGAUAUGAUGAUGAGCAACAACGUUAACCAUAACAACAAUGGUGUUCAUCAUCAUCAAAGCUUCGGCGAUACAACGUUGACGAAGGUGUUUGUGGGAGGGCUAGCAUGGGAGACGCCAUUGGAGGCCAUGAGAGAGCACUUCGAAAAGUACGGCGAGAUCUUGGAGGCCGUAAUCAUCUCCGACAAGCUCACCGGCAGAUCCAAGGGCUACGGUUUUGUCACUUUUAAGGAUGCCGAGUCCGCCCGGAAAGCUUGCGCCGAUCCGUCGCCGCUCAUCAACGGCCGCCGUGCCAACUGCAACUUGGCUUCUCUCGGCGCCCGCCGCCCCNCCCCGCCUCCACAAGGGCACAACACUGGAGCAAGAGCUACCUCGACGCCACCAACAAAUUACGUGCAAUGGUACUAUCCACCAGGAGCGCCGCCGCAGGCGGCGGCUGGUUCUCCGUUCCAUCACCGGCGCCACCUGAAUCACCAAGCUGUUCCUUUCUAUAGGUAUUCUCCUGCGUACAUUCCGUCAAACGUAAACUACAAUCAUAAGGUAAACUACGGUGGGGCCAACAUGAACGGGCAUUACUCUCAAUUGUAUCCAGGUCAGCCUGUUAUUGGUGCAAAUUUGAUGCUGCCAGUGUAUCCUUUCUAUCACUUUCAUGGUCCGGCAGUGGGCCUUCAGGCCCAUAUGUAUCCAUCCGCUACUGUCGGCCCAAUAGCUACAGAUCCGGCCCUAUUGAUGAAGCCCAAAUCAGUUGCCCCUCAAGCAGUUGGGUGUUGAACAGAAACAGCUGGCACAGGAGAAGUUCUGAAGGGGGUGGCAAAGGCUAAAAGCAAUUAGUUGUGGGGUGCAAAAUGCAAAUAAGAAAAGGUCGAGAAGAAGAUGAUGGCUGCUUAGAAAAUGACAAUUAUUAUUAUUAUUGUAAAGAAAAUGAUUAUUAUUAUUUAUAUUAAUUUAUAUUAUUAUUGUUAUUAGGGAGCUAAUUACUUUAUAUAUUCAUUCAUUCUCCUCUCCAGUGUCUAACAUGCACCUCAGCCUCUGCACCUAUCCUCAGGCUGGAGUGAUUGUAAUGUAACCCCAACAAAUGAAAUUUAUAUAUUAUAAUAUGUUAUAACUCUAUUGUUAAUGCAAAAUAUUUAUAUUUUGAAUAA
Ipomoea triloba (trilobed morning glory) is the source of this 1251-nucleotide messenger RNA. RefSeq names its product probable RNA-binding protein ARP1. The record is from RefSeq and is a predicted model, not a curated record. Gene Ontology annotation, molecular function: RNA binding. Bases 116 to 880 code for a protein of 254 amino acids. The transcript is spliced from 6 exons. Lineage: Eukaryota; Viridiplantae; Streptophyta; Magnoliopsida; Solanales; Convolvulaceae.